Messenger RNA from Vicia faba (fava bean), 1272 nucleotides. Lineage: Eukaryota; Viridiplantae; Streptophyta; Magnoliopsida; Fabales; Fabaceae. The record is from the annotation of a GenBank genome assembly.
AUGUCUCGAAGAUUACUUCAACUCCAAGAAACACCUCCUUCAUCUUCAUCCUCUUCCUCCUCUCCCUCCUCGCACCCGCGUCAUGUCUCGGGAGCUUUGUUCUUUUUACUUGGAGGGAUCGUAGUUCUCAUCAUAUUGCUCAUUCUUCUCUGUGUAUUUUGGAAGCGUAUUAAACGUGUCCCGCACGAACUACCAGAGAAGACAGCUUCACCACCUGUUGAGACUCAGAAUCAUGGACUCAUGGAGUUCAUCAGUGGAAACCUUAGGACAAUAAGCUACUUCGAUUUCCAAACAUUGAGAAAGGCCACCAAGAAUUUUCAUCGCAGAAACCUUCUAGGAAGUGGCGGAUUUGGCCCGGUAUAUCAGGGAAAGUUGGUAGAUGGAAGACUAGUUGCUUGUAAGAAACUGUCUCUUGAUAAAUCUCACCAAGGCGAAAGAGAGUUUCUAGCAGAAGUGAGAAUGAUCACAAGCAUCCAGCACAAAAACCUCGUUCGCCUUCUUGGCUGUUGCUCGGAUGGACCUCAAAGGAUACUUGUUUAUGAAUACAUGAAGAACAGAAGUUUAGACCUCUUUGUUCAUGGGAAUACCGAUGAGUUUCUUACCUGGAGCACUAGAUUCCAAAUUAUUCUUGGAGUAGCGCGGGGAUUGCAAUACCUUCAUGAGGAUUCGCAUGUAAGAAUUGUUCACCGCGAUAUCAAAGCAAGCAACAUUCUUCUUGACGAAAAGUUUCAGCCAAGGAUUGGUGAUUUUGGACUAGCUAGAUUCUUCCCUGAAGACCAAGCUUACCUUAGCACUCAAUUUGCCGGAACAUUAGGCUAUACGGCUCCAGAAUAUGCAAUCAGAGGAGAGUUAUCUGAAAAGGCAGACAUAUAUAGUUUUGGAGUUCUCGUGCUUGAAAUAAUCAGCUGUAGAAAAAACACAGAUCUCACUUUACCAUCAGAGAUGCAGUACCUCCCUGAAUAUGCAUGGAAACUUUAUGAGAAGUCAAUGGUGAUGGAUCUUAUAGAUCCAAAGCUGAGAGAAAAAGGAUAUGUAGAAAAGGAUGUUAUGCAAGCAUUUCAUGUGGCAUUUUUGUGUCUUCAGCCACAUCCAGAUUUGAGACCUGCAAUGUCACAGAUUGUAGCAUUGUUGACAUUUAAAAUCGAUAUGGUUACAACACCAAUGAGGCCGGCUUUCCUCGAUCGAAGGCGCGUAAUGGAUGAUGAGAACCACUCUUGGGAAGUCAUAUCUGAGGUUUUGCAAACUCCUAUGGCUAGUGAUUCCAUGUUGUAA